Messenger RNA from Caenorhabditis sp. 36 PRJEB53466, 6769 nucleotides. Lineage: Eukaryota; Metazoa; Nematoda; Chromadorea; Rhabditida; Rhabditidae. The record is from the annotation of a GenBank genome assembly.
AUGUCAUGCUCACUUUUCGUGGCGCAAGUUCGUGGCUCACGAAGAUGCUCCGUGUGCAGGUAAACAUUACUUUGCUUCUUCAAUUUGUUCCGUUUUCCUAUAAAGUUUUCAAAACUUUCAGAUGCGACAUCUCCGCUCACGAACCAGCCGCGAUUUAUGUUCAACCCGAGCGAAUUUUCGCAAAUUUGCCGCCAAUCGCCACGUCUCUGAGCAACAAUAACAAUAGUAGCGGUUUGUCCUCCAGGUCUGUACAUUUUCCGCACAUCUAUCACAAUCUUUUCAUCUCUUAUCACCCUAAUAUUUGAGUAGAUUGAAACGGAAGGGUUCUCAAAUAUGUCUACCAAAGAAAGUAGGAAGCAGACAGACGAGGAGAGGCAGAGAAAAAGAACGGGGAAAUUGAGGAAGGAGGAUGGUUUGACGUGAUAUCCAAUAGAGAGAAAGAGAAGCAAUUGGAUGGGAUUUGCGCGGGAGCCAGAGCCAGAUAUCUCUAUCCACUUUCAUGAUUUCAUUCACUCAAUCAAUCUAUUAUCAUUCUCACCUACUUCAUUGCGUGGAUUUCUUUUCUGUAAACGUUCUGUAUUUUGUGGCGAGAAUCUCUCUAAACUUGAAAGAAAGUCAUUAGAGAAGGUGCCUGCAAAGAAAAUAAAACGGAAAGAAAUCACUAGAAAUCAUCUCAAUAUGCCUCCUGAUUCGUGAUUUCUUUCUUUUAAGUGCACCCCAUACCAAACCAAGCCCAAAACAACACGACGCUUUCCUGUCUUUCUCCCAUUCAUCACAUAGAGUUCUCAUAAACCAACGCAUUACGUCGCAUAAAUCUUGACUUUCUCUAAAAUCUAGUACCCAGGUCUCUUUAUAAGGAAGAACGAAGGCAAUGUUUCCCCAAGACGGAAAAGUUGUUCGUCGCCGCUCUUUGUUCAUGAAAAUCCAGUUGCUUUUCUUUGCGUCAACUCUCUUGUCCUUCUGCUCCUUUGCUCUUUUUCCCAUCAGACCACCCAUGUUCUACCUCUCCUUAAAUCCAUUUCCUGGCUUUUUUUCAACUUAAGAGUUGAAGGUGCAGUAACUGAAACAUGUACUUUGUCACAAGGUAGAGCCCCAAUAUCUGUUCUUCAUUGAUAUCAUACUAUUUCAACGUUCAUAUUUUCAGAAUGACAAAUACUCCAAGAAGUGCAACUACGACCAUCAUCAACAACAACAGCAAUAACGUGCUUCCAAUGUCGGAACACUCGGCGUUCAGUCCGUACGCAAGACCCGCUUCGCUUUCCCCACCGGUUAGUUUAAAGGUCAUAUUUUAAAAAAGAGCUUGAGAAGCAUUUGGUAUUCUAGAGACUGGAUUUGAAAUCGUAAGAAGAUGUUCAAACCUAACAUCAGAAUUGAAAAGAAAUCACGAGCAAGUCUACUCUUACAACAAAUCUAAUUCUAAUCUUACUCACAAAUAACAACUGAAAGAAGAAAAGGUAAUCGCGACCUAACACACAAAAUCUUAAAUUAAGAUUCUUAAUCGAAAGAAAAAUAGUUCCAAACAAAUACAUUUUGGCGGGGCUGAAAGAAAGAUUUCGCGAAGAUUUCGCGAAAUGCGCAUGUGUGUAUUGCGCUGGGCAUCUGAUUCUACGCGCAAAUGCGUACAAUUCGAAUAGUGAAUCUAAACAAAUUAAAUUAUACUUUGGGGUGGUUAAAUUACAAUAAACUGUCUUUAAACCUAACAAAAAAGAGGGAAAUUUAUUGGUGUGGGAAUGUUCUCGCACAUUUGUCAGUUUUCGAAACACUGCAGUUCUUGCACUCGCAGUUCGGGCAGUUUUGUGAUUUGUCAUUUACAACGGUCUGUGAUCUUUGCUCCUUGAUGAAUUAUCUCCAUAAUUUACCGACUGAGCUCUAAUAUUGUAGAUCUCAAGAAUUUGCUGUUGCAGGAUUCAAAUCAACAACAUCAGAAGCAACAUUCACCGCAUGUGGUCCUUCGUCCGGAGCCGCGACUGGCGCUGGCUCCCAUUCUUCAGCGGCAAGAAGGAUCCGACUCGAACAUUUCGAAGAAGAUACGCAGCAAACGGAGGGAACGUCCAAGAAGUGUCGGUUUGCUCGAUCUGGGGUAAGUGCUCUUAGUUUUGAACUCGUACUCUUGUUCUCAAACUAUAAACGCGCAAGAGAUGUGGAACACUGUGUUUUGGACUGGUAUUUGCGAAAUCUGGCGCUAGGAGGAAAAGUAAGAGAGAAAGAGCGUGGGUUGUUGGGAUGCCGAUCUCUUGACGAUUUCGAGGGAGAGAUGUCAAGUGUUUCAAAAAUCCGGACAUGCCAUUCAAAAAAAACGUUGAUGGUAAUAUUUAGAUGGUUGUGCAUAUGCCUCAUGCAAAAACUAGAUGAAGUUUAAGGGUCAGAAGACAAUUUUCUAUGCCGAUCAUAUUUGAGUCAUAGCUAUGCGAGGCAUAAUUCCACUAUUAAUCUCUCGACAGUCUGUCUCAAGUGAGGGUGAAACCAGACUCCCUACUUGGUCAGUCCCGCGUGCUCCAGCACACCCACUCCCACGCACACAUUAUUCUUCUCGUUUUCCUAGUCCUCCAGAGACUGCUCACCUAGACAUUUUUUGUGCGGCUCCCUCUCAAUGUGUGCUUAUUAGUUUGGUAUGAUAGUGAGAAAUGCGUGGCUCCUCUCGGGGCGGCGGAAGGGAGCAAACAGCAUCAAAAAGGGGGGAGGGAGCCGCGGAGCACACUUUCUCCUGAGGCAACCCGUGUAAUAAUCCUCCCGUAAGCACACUGCCAUUAGGCGCCCAAAGUUGUUCGUUACGCUUCUCUUCCGCCUUCCCUUCAAACUUUGUCCACUGUUUUUUGUUUCAUGACGCUUUGAUUUCAGGACAACACUCGUCUUCCACGAGCCAGCGGGCAUCGACCACGAAGGAAAAGUAUGUUAAUGUAGUUUCAAUUAGUGUUUUGACGUGCGAGAAAUAUAUGUUUAGUACACUUCUGUUGUACCAUUGCACUAAAAUAACACUAUUUAUAUCAAACAUCAUAUCGUGAUCAAUCACAAGAAAAGAAGAAAGUCUUGUGGUCUCGAGUUCAAUAAAGCAAGCACAUAUCAUACUUGAGAGCAAUACGCUGAUGACUAACAGGUUACUGAGCUGUGUGUCAAAGUUGAGAGAAGGUUCACAGUUCAGAUGAAUACAAUUUUGAACAGUUGCAUCUUGACCAAAUUCGACCAAGUCAGUAGUUAGUCGGUAUUGACCAUUGUUUGCGAGAAAUGAAAGAUGUUGUGUGCUCAAAAUUGUUUUUUUUUUAAAUUCCAUCAGUCAAAUUGCAGAGCGAUUCAAACCGCGGCACAGGUUCACCGCUUCCCGCCGAGCAACGAUCGCACGAUUUCAAGAAGAUUUUGCAGCGUUUUCAAGUGAGAUAAAUAUAGCGUUGAUUAAACGUUUCCCUUCCCUAUUCAAAAACUCGACUCGUCAGCUGUGAGCAAAAGAUUUCAAAAAUCUCUAGCACAACGAGUAAACAUCGGAAGUUAACACAGUACUCUUUAUCUCUCUAGUUCAAGUGCCUUGACAUUUGUUUAUCCCCCCGAGAAGGGGGCAAGAAAAAUAUCUGUCGAACACUGAUCAGCCAGUUUUUUUGUACUUUUUGUUCUGCAGCUACUAGACGACUAAACCAUAACUUUUUGCAGUCCGCUGAUCGAGGAUCCUCCUCUUCCAGCUCAUCCCAGCAUUAUCAACAGAGCCAUCAGAAUCAUUCACACCUCAUGUCGCCACCGAUUGCCACGUAAGUUAUCUCUGGUAUUCCAUCCACUUAACAUCCCGGUGCGUGUGCGAGGGAGGGGGUUAAGUAAAGAAAUGUAAAGAGGAAAACAUGAUAGUAACUCUACGACAUAACUAUUACGAACGACGAAGCGGCUGCUUUCAAUUCUAUUCCUGCAUAGAAGAAGAAAAAGAAGAUGGUCAUAUUCAGAUGGUCAGCGACACCGAUCAAGAUGGGCGGAUCACAAGAGUCGUGGUCGACGCCCCCGCAUCGAAGUAGUCUCAACUCAAAUUAUAGGUUGGUCAUUUUUUGGCUAUUUUUGGCAGUGCUCUGAACCUCGUAGUUGGUCAUUUCCAUGAUUACGACUGUGAAUGAAACGUGACAUUUACAGAGACAGCCCAAUAAACUCACGAAACACAUCGGCUCGCUCCCGAUUGAGCGUCUCCUCAGCUCAAAGUCCUCAUUGUUUCCUACCAACCACACGCGACUCUUCUCCUAGAUCUGUAAGCUCUUCUAGAACACCAUCACAUUCACGCUUACCAUAAUUUUCAGAUUCCUAGUCCUUCGCUCGUUCCUCUGAGACCAGACAGCUCACCAGACAUAACAAUAAACGAGUUACAUCAUUCGCCCUUCAGCCACACUGGAUCUACUCCAGAACCUACCGAAAUGAAAAUUCAGUCAAAAGCCCCAUCACGACGAGCUUCCUAUACUAACGGUAGGUCUUUGUAAAAUAAAAGAAAUUCGCUGCGAGCAGGGUUCGAACCUACGCGGGCAAUGCCCAUUGGAUUUCAAGUCCAACUCCUUAACCACUCGGACAUCGCAGCCGACGGAGUACGGGGUUGUUUGGUGCUAUCAGAAGAGUGCUGCUGCGGCUCUAGUCGGUUACGGAGAGAGACAGAACAAACAAAUAAACCAAUAGGGAACGCGCGAAUUAUGACACUUUUUGUAGGCUAUGCUAAUCACGAAACGUUCGCGCCAAUCAGAUGGGUGAAGGAGACCGAUGUGGACGAUCCGUUGUCGAUUCCCACUAUGAGUCCGAUCGGAUCGUCCGGAUCGUCCGAAGCGAACGUGGGCGUGAUGGCGAUGAGGAGCGCGCCAAUGUCCAAGAUGCCCAGUGUGGAGAAGCUCGAUAACAGGGUACUGUAAAAGGUUGAGCGCACAAUUCACUCCACAUUUUUUGCAGAAUUCAAUCCGCGGCUAUAACAACCGCAGCUGCCGUCGUACCGUACUUUCCGGGAUGGAUCGGAAUGCAAAUCACUCGCCGAACGGCAUCUACGUGCGGCGAAGCAGGUCAAAAGAUGAUCGGCCGUCGCUGAGCUACAUGUCAUUCAACGAGCAGUCACAACAACACGGUAAACCAUGAGGGGGAGAAGUAGACAGGUGUUGACAGUACCACUUGACAUUCUUACUUUUUGUCGAAAGUUUUUUUGGGAUGUGAGAAGGAGGUUGAGACACCAAUGUACAAGGAGAGUGUAGUGCUUAAUCAUUGAGAUGUUAGGAAAGGUGACGGGGAAAGGAAUGUCAGUGAAAUCCUUCACAACUUUGGAAAUUUUCUCGAAACUCAAAAAGUCUCAGAGAUGCCUCCUCGAAACGGUAAGCCUGGUCAUUAGGUUACUAGAUAUUUCUCGACAAUUUCAAGCAACCGAUAGUUUUAUUUUCAGCCUCUCCGCCUCGUACAGCUUCCAUCCCGAUCUUCAUGUCUCAAGAGUCAAUAUCAAUGCAAUCACCAAUGAACUCACCAGUCAACGGACAUUCGAUGACUUCCGGACAAGUCACACGCAACGAUAGGGCACAGAGCAAUCACAACCUGACAAAUGAAGAGCUUCACAAGCGUUUCCAACAAGUGGGCACAUUUAUUGUAUAGGCGUUUUAUUGUUGUGUUGUCAGAUUUCUCUUUCGCAUGUACAAACGCUGAACAUUGUGGCUGACAAACUGGCGGAAGAGGCUCGUCGCGGGGAUGAGCCCAUAUCCCGUAAUCGUCUGGGUCAAUUGGACUUUGCCUCGUUCAUAGUUUCGUCUCCACAUCCGAUUCUCACAAAAGGAAAGUCUCUGUUCUAUAAUGCGGUGCUUCCGAGACAGAACUUACCGGAUUAUCCGGUCACUUUGAUGGUGAGUCUUUAGUGGCUAGCUUUUCCCACAAGUACCGCCCAUUUUUCCAGAUUGCUCCAUGCUCUCAGUACGCUCCAUUGAUGCGCAAGACAGAAUCGAACCACUUUGGCCUCCCCGGAUUCUUAGAAAUUGAAGACCACGACGGCGCGAUUCGCCAAUUCCUUUACGAUACGGGUACUCAGAAUCUGGACGGGCGGAACACGAAAGUCAUUGCAAUGCCACGUCUCAACUUGUGCUCGUUCCACAGUCUGGCUGCCCAUCAACUCAAUCAGCGUUUGGAUCGGACGCACCACGAAGAGCUCGUCAGUUUUAUUCUUCUGCAAGUGCUUCAGGCUCUCAAAAUGCUCCAAGGAGAGGGCGUCGAGUCUCUGAGCACUAACUUCAAGGAGUUUUUGCUGGCUUACCGGUACCCGAACGUAAAUUCAUCGUAUAACGAAUUUCCAAGACUGUUAUUCCUACCGGAAACUCUGGGAGCCGAGAUCGAAAGCGGAGGCGACGAGCUCGUUGGGCUUUGCCGUUACGCGCUCCGUGCUCUGUGCACAUUGCUUCAUCACAAAAUGGAUGGAAAAGCGCCGGCCAUCAAAUUGCGGUCCAGAUUCUCACGAGCACUCUCCGCGUGUGCUCUUCUCCUGCAAGGGGAUAAAUCCAACAGUCUGACGAAGGCGAAGAAUGUGAUGGAGUUGGCGUUGUGGUCGGGCGGAGAGCACUUCAAAACCGAACAAGAGGCUCGCAUUUGGAUUGACACUGCUCGAGCCGAUUGUGUUGAUAACCUGGUGAGUUCGAGAGUCUAUUCAAAAAAGUUUGAGCUUGUUUAGUGUCGCCAACUCAUCUGCGAGCCGUCUCGUCAUCUAGGAGCCCGGGAACGCUUCCGCAUCGAGUUCUUGCUCAGCGCCACGCCACGUUCAAUCAUGGAAUCUCAAAAGUCGACGUUGGCGGCCAAUGUUAAUUAA